AUGUGUGGAUCCUGCCAGCUACUCUUGCACACUCAUAUAUAAUGAGCGACUAUAUGUUUUUCCUCGAAAAAAUUUUCCUAUUGCAGGCAUUUUCAACACAAUUUUUGCACUUUUUUUUUUUUCUGUCAUUUGGUCAAAAAAUACACGCGAGCAAAUAUCUGAUGAGAAAAAGCUUCAACCAAAUAGGGCCAGAAAAUGUCUGUCGGAAAAAAUAUAGAGGUUUCCUCUAUAUAGCGCUAAAAGCGCAGACAUUUUCCCAGGAGCUUUCCAAGUUCGUCGGACCAAAUCGCUUUUUGGUCCGACCAAGGCAUUGAUUUGGUGCAACCUACCGAUAAAUUCCGAUCAGAAUUUAUCGGCCUUACAGCGCCAAACAUAGGAAACUUCUAUAAACUUGACAAAAAGAAUCUGCGUAUAUGAGCAUCUUCAAAUUACUUCUUUUUUAAAGCAUAACCCUCAAACCUUAAAAAUAAAAAUAAAUCCAAAAAACAAGGAAGCUUUAAUUGAAGAGCUGCAAAAGCUAUCAGAAGAAUUACUUGAUAUAAAAGAAAACUUAAUCAGAGAUACAUAUAAGAAAAUACAAGAAUUAGAAUUAUCACUUAUUGAGGCGCUUAAACGUUUGAUAAAAUAA
Molecule: messenger RNA, 628 nt
Organism: Blepharisma stoltei
Lineage: Eukaryota; Ciliophora; Heterotrichea; Heterotrichida; Blepharismidae
Source: the annotation of a GenBank genome assembly